GACGUCAUAGUCGUCAAACGUUUCCGAAAAUAUCUAAACAUGUAGGACAAUGCGACAGUAUUUUUACGGACUGGGAAUAAAAAAUGGAUCUUGUGGAUUACGAUUUCAUUACAGAGUUAAAUGAACUAAGGCGGAACAAAGUCUUUUGUGAUGCAGUUAUAACUAUUCCAGAAGAAAUAAAUGUCCGAUUUCCAAUUCACCGAGUCGUUCUAGCAAGUUGCAGUCAAUAUUUCCGUUCGCUGUUCAAAUACGGCAAUGAUGAAACGAACAAGGAAAUUAGUAUUUCCGGCGUGUCCUCUAAAACGAUGAAACAAAUAAUAGAAUAUGGAUAUUUACGGACAGCUGACAUAAAUGAGGACAAUUUUGAAGACUUAUUUGCCGCCGCCGACAGAUUCCAUAUAUUUGGACUUUUGAAAGAAUGUACCGAGUUCUUGCUUCAACAAUUAUGUGUAGAAAACUGUUUAGGAAUUCUAAAAUUUGCCCGAUUUUACAGUUGUGAAAUUCUGAAAACGAAAGCUUUGAAAUUUGUAUUGUCUUAUUUAGGUGAGAUUGUAAAAAAUAGCCAAGAAUUCGUUGUCAUGGACAUAACUGAAUUAAAGGAAAUACUGGAGGACGAUGAACUAUUAGUUAAAAAUGAAAGCGAAGUAUAUUUGGCCAUUCAGAGAUGGGUCGACUUUAGUUACGUGUCGAGGAGGAACCAAUAUGAAACUUUAUUUCAAGCAGUCCGAUUAGCAUUUUGCAAACGUGAAUUCAUUACAAAUGUUAUUGAAAAGAAUAAAACUAUUAGGAAAUCGAAAAAAUCUAUGACAGCUAUUGAAAAGGCUAAACAGUUUUUGGACUUACGAGAUACAACAAAAACUAUUAUGGUUUCGUUAGAUGACCCACUAUUACGACCAAGAGUACCGUCAAGUGUUAUAUUUACCAUUGGUGGUUGGUCAAGCGAGGGAGUAGUUAACACGGUGGAAACGUAUGACAAAAACGUUGAUCACUGGUACUCUAUAGUUCCACCAAUGAAUUCCAAGCGUUCGUACCAUGGAACUGUUAACUUGAAUAAUUUGAUAUAUGUGAUUGGAGGAUUUGACAGCCUUCGAUACUUGAACAGUGUUGUGUGCUUUGAUCCAGAUAAAAGAUCUUGGAUAGAGAAAGGUCCUAUGCAUUUAGCACGAUGUUAUGUAAGCACAUGCGCAGUAGAUAACUUUAUAUACGCGUGUGGUGGAUUCGACGGACGUCAGCGACACAAUUCUGUUGAAAGAUAUGAUUAUAAACGUAAUCAAUGGUCACUGGUACAACCAAUGUGGCACAAUCGAAGUGACGCUGGCACAGCUUGUUACGAAGGUAAACUUUACGUCGUUGGCGGCUUCGAUGGUCUAACUUGUCUUGAUUCAACAGAAGUCUACAACCCAUUAACUGACCAGUGGACAUUGUUAGAAAAGAUGAACAUCCCACGCAGUGGAGUGGCCUUAAUUGCAUUCAAUCACUUUCUGAUAGCCUUAGGUGGAUACGAUGGUGGCUCGAGGUUAGCGACAGCGGAACAGUAUGAUUUUCGGCGAAAGGCUUGGGGGAAUUUCGAAAAUAUGCACGUGGGAAGAAGUAAUUUCGCAGCUGCUGUUCUAGACGGUCAGAUUUAUGUGAUUGGUGGAUAUGAUGGUUCUACCACGUCUGAUGCUGUUGAAGUAUAUGACCCUAAUGACAACAUGUGGAGAAGAGUCCAUUGGCUUAUUGCUGGAAGAAGCGCAGUCAGUGCAUGUGUUUUGCUCAAUGAAGGAACACUAAGAGACUAUACGUUUUAUGGAGCACACAGUCGAUCAAGCCAAGACGACAGCUGAGAUCAGGUGUAUAACCGAGACUGAAGUAUGGUAUGGUGCUUUAUUUAAACAGAGAACAAGACCAGAGAUGUUACUGAUCAUAAAGUGUACACGUACACUAGGCUGUCGUCAAGUUUUAAAAGUAUUACAAAAUCGAUUAAAUAGAUAUAUUGAAAUUAAAUAAAGGCUUUUUAAAACUCUGUAAAACCUUAUCAAUGUAUGCAACUUGUUGAUACUUGUGUGA
Messenger RNA from Mytilus californianus (California mussel), 2049 nucleotides. RefSeq names its product kelch-like protein 10. The transcript is spliced from 3 exons. Bases 84 to 1826 code for a protein of 580 amino acids. Gene Ontology annotation, molecular function: protein binding. The record is from RefSeq and is a predicted model, not a curated record. Lineage: Eukaryota; Metazoa; Mollusca; Bivalvia; Mytilida; Mytilidae.